Messenger RNA from Carya illinoinensis, 1293 nucleotides. RefSeq lists its product as uncharacterized. NCBI's taxonomy places the organism in Eukaryota, Viridiplantae, Streptophyta, Magnoliopsida, Fagales, Juglandaceae. The record is from RefSeq and is a predicted model, not a curated record. Bases 1 to 1293 code for a protein of 430 amino acids. The transcript has 2 exons.
AUGGAAGAAGAGGAACUCUCUCGUCGUUGGGAGAAUCUCUCACUAUCAAAAGAGGAAAAUACAGUAUUUGUGGCUUCUCCUGAUGAAGCUAUGAAGGAAGGCAUGCAUGGAAAACGAUGCAUAGUAGGAGGGGUCUUGACUGAGAAAGGUUUCAACUUUGAAGCUUUCAGAAUGACAAUGUCUCAAAUAUGGAGACUUGAGGGAUGGGUGAAGUUCAAGGAUAUGGGCGACUUCCGUUUCUUAAUAGAAUUCCAGCUUCUUGAAGAUAAGGAACGUGUCUUGGGUGGUCGUCCAUGGUUCUUCGACAGGAACCUAGUCUCCCUUCAAGAACUAGAAGAAUCUACCCCACUCACUGCGGUGCAUUUUCAGUUUGAACCUUUCUGGGUCCAACUGCAUGGCCUGCCGCUGGCUGUUAUGAAUGCAGACUUUGGAAGCAAGUUUGCUUCAUCGAUUGGUCAUGUGAUCCGUGUGGAAGCUGACUCGGAAGGAAGAGCAUGGGGCAAGUGCCUACGGGUCCGAAUGGCAGUGGACUUGACCAAACCUCUGCUUCGAGGAAAAUGGUUGCAGCUUGAUAACAAGAAGCACUGGAUUCACAUGAAGUAUGAGAGAUUACAGUCUUUCUGCUUUCAUUGUGGAAUCCUAUAUCACAGGACAAAGGGGUGUCAAGCUCAGCGAGGGGCUUAUCAGGGAGGGACCUGGACUGAGGCACCUAACCAUGGAAAGGUGCCUGCUCAGGAGCUCUCCACAGAAUUCCCAAAUAAGGAGGAGGCAGAAACUAAGAAACCAAAAGCUCAACCUACCUGCUCCACUUUUGGAAAUAUCCAAAAGGGGGAGGACCCGACAGCACCUUUAGAGGAUGGCUUGUCAGACUUUGAGAUGGUUUCAGGUUUUCAUGCUAAUAUACCUGAGGGGAGGGCAGCGAUGGUGGACCAGCACCAGAGGAAGCAUGAUCCUGGCAUAUCGACCUCGGUUAGUACCCCAAAACAUUUCAUUUCCCCCCUAAAGUCUCCACCACAAGUGCAGCAUGUGUGUGCUAGCUCUGAGAUGUCAAAGGAAAGGCCUGAUGAGCUCCUAAAGACAAGAGCCACGUGGAAAAGAAGGGCCAGGGAGGCUCACCAAGGGGAGCCCAUUAUGUUGGGCAUGUUAACCAGAAACAGAAGAAAAAGAGGCCCAACAAACCAGGCUGAUGAAGUGACACCCGACAGGAAGAAGAGAGCCAAUCUUGGCCUUGGUACAAAAGGCUUUAAUCCAGAGUUGGUGGAGGCUGCUAUGCAGCCCCACCAACAACAAUGA